CCAGCUUCCGGGGAAAACAGAAGACAUCAGAAAGAGAACAUCGAAGGAGAAAGACGCUAAUAAGUCAGUCCUAUUAUUUGUUCUCCAGUUUGAAAUAUUUUUGUCUUAUAAAAUACAUCUUUGAUUCUUUAUUUAAGGAUAAAGUGCUAGAUGCACUGUGCCGCUUCUGGUGCUAUCUUUGCUUGUUAGUUAGCUUAGCUCGCUAGUUAGCUUAGCUUGUUAGCUGCUAACAAAGAGACGCGCACGUUAUCAACACAUCGCUAAGUAGAGAUCAAGUGAUUGAUUGAUUGAUACUUGUAUUAGUAGAUUACACAGUACAGUACAUAUUCCGUACAAUUGACCACUAAAUGGUAACACCCCAAUAAGUUUUUCAACUUGUUUAAGUCUGGGUCCACGUUAAUCAAUUCAUGUUUUCCGUACCUUUGAGACAUCAUGCCUCGUCAGUGUGUUGUCGGAGGGUGUAACAACACUAACAGGGAGGGAUUCAAGUUGCACCACUGGCCCAAAGAUGCCAAAGUGGCAAGAAAUUGGACGAAAUUUGUUCAAAAUACGAGGGUGUGGGGAAAGCCGACGAAAUGGUCAGUGGUUUGUUCCGCACACUUUACCGACGACAGCUAUGCUACGACAGAGAUGGCAAGAAUGUUUGGAUAUCCACUGACACUCAAAGCAGAUGCAUUUCCAACUAUAAAGUCAAAUAAAUCUGCCGCCAGACCCCCAUUGAACGUGCCGAAGUGUGUGAGCUAUUCAGGGACAAAGGAACUUGAUAGCACGGCAAGCAGUUUGUUCCGGCAGAUGAGCGAGCUAAACCCCCUUGAUGUCUUGGCUCACACCGCUUCUACCGAAGAUGAUCAAGUGAAGAAUAUGGGCCCUAGCUUCCCUGGCCUGCCGACAUCAACUCCAAAACUGGACAGAUCAGCUUUCAGGAAAAGAGAGCGGAUGAGGGUGUUACAGGACCUUUUUUCGAACUCUUAUCGACAUUCCACUGAAGAGGAUGAUUAUCAAACUUUUUCAAGAGCGGAUAUUGGAGUUCAGAUAUACCCUGAUGUGAAGUCUAAAGAUGUCCAGCAUCCCCCCCACAUGAAAGAGGAAGAGGAGGAAGUGUGGAUCAGUCAGGAGGGAGAGUGUCUUCUAUGGCAGGAGGAGGCUGAUGUCAGCAAGUUUCCACUGACUGUUGUCUCUGUGAAGACUGAAGAGCAUGAAGACAAACCACCUGAGUCCUCACAGCUUCAUCACAGUCCAAAUGUCCAGCAGCCCUCUCACAUUAAAGAGGAAGAGGAGAAUCCACAGCCCCCUCACAUUAAAGAGGAAGAGGAGAAUCCACAGCCCCCCCACAUUAAAGAGGAAGAGGAGGAAGUGUGGAUGAGUCAGGAGGGAGAGUGUCCUGUAGGGCAGGAGGAGGCUGAUGUCAGCAAGUUUCCACUGACUGUUGUCUCUGUGAAGACUGAAGAGCAUGAAGACAAACCACCUGAGUCCUCACAGCUUCAUCACAGUCCAAAUGUCGAAGAACAUCUUUUUCGUGAGCAGGAAGAGGAACCACAGCCCCCCCACAUUAAAGAGGAAGUUGAGACGCCACAGACCCAUAAUGUUAAACUGACCCUUCACAUUAAAGGGCAAGCGGAGGACCCACUGAACUUACACAUCAAAAAUAAAGAGGAGGACCCACUGACCCCUCACAUUAAACAGGAAGAGGAGGACCCACUGAACCCUCACAUUAAAGAGGAAGAGGAAGACCAAGAUACGCCGCACAUUAAAGAGGAAGAGGAGGACCAAGAGCCGCCGCACAUUAAAGUGGAAGAGGAGGACCAAGAGCCGCCGCACAUUAGAGAGGAAGAGGAGGAAGAGGGCAUCAGUCAGCCUAAAUGGUUGGAGGAGUUCCCAGUGACUGGUGUCCCUGUGAAGAGUGAAGAUGAUGAGGUGAAAGGUGAAAGUGAGGAGAGGGGAGGGGGGGAGCCUCCAAGCAGCAGCUCAACACAACACAUGACAACAGAAGCUGAUGGAGACCACUGUGGAGGAUCACAAGCAGACAAGCUCUUAGCUCCACUAUCAGAUAGUGAGGACACAACGUCACACUCUCCUGACACUGAUGAUGAAGACUCUAAAGAUGAUAAGACAUGUCACACUGACAACACUCACUUCACAUCUUCUCACUCUCACAAAACUUUUAAAUACCAUUGUAGUCUGAAAGUACACGUGAGAACACACACUGGAGAAAAAACUUUUUCCUGUUCAAUCUGCGGUAAAGGUUUUACAGAAAGUCAACAUUUGAAAGUACACAUGAGAACACACACUGGAGAAAACCCUUUUUCCUGUUCAAUCUGUGGUAAAGGUUUUGUUCUCAGUGAACAUUUGAAAGUACACAUGAGAACACACACUGGUGAAAAACCUUUUUCCUGUUCAAUCUGUGGUAAAGAUUUUACACAAAGUAAUAAUUUGAAAAGACACAAGAGAACACACACUGGAGAAAAACCUUUUUCCUGUUCGACCUGUGGUAAAGGUUGUACAAGCAGUACAGAUGUGAAAGGACACAUGAGAACACACACUGGUGAAAAACCUUUUUCUUGUUCAAUCUGUGGUAAAGGUUUUACACAAAGUCAGGAUGUGAAAAGACACAUGAGAACACACACUGGUGAAAAAACCUUUUCAUGUUCAACCUGUGGUAAAGGUUUUGCACAAAGUAAUCAUUUGAAAAGACACAAGAGAACACACACUGGAGAAAAACCUUUUUCCUGUUCGACCUGUGGUAAAGGUUUUACAAAUAGUACAGAUGUGAAAACACACAUGAGAACACACACUAGUGAAAAACCUUUUUCUUGUUCAAUCUGUGGUAAAGGUUUUACAGAAAGUCAGAAUGUGAAAGUACACAUGAGAACACACACUGGUGAAAAAACUUUUCCCUGUUCAAUCUGUGGUAAAGGUUUUACAAGAAGUCAACAUUUGAAAGUACACAUGAGAACACACACUGGUGAAAAAGCUUUUUCUUGUUCAACCUGUGGUAAAAGUUUUACACAAAGUCAACAUUUGAAAGUACACAUGAGAACACACACUGGUGAAAAAGCUUUUUCCUGUUCAACCUGUGGUAAAGGUUUUACACAAAGUCAAAAUAUGAAAGUACACAUGAGAACACACACUGGUGAAAAAUCACAUUCCUGUUCAAUCUGCAACAGAAGCUUUGGUGAACGAUCAACCCUUGUAAGACACAUGAGAACACACACUGGUGAAAAAACUUUUCCCUGUUCAAUCUGUGGUAAAGGUUUUGCAAGAAGUCAACAUUUGAAAAGACACAUGAGAACACACACUGGUGAAAAAGCUUUUUCUUGUUCAACCUGUGGUAAAGGUUUUACACAAAGUCAAGAUGUGAAAGUACACAUGAGAACACACACUGGUGAAAAACCUUUUUCCUGUUCAAUCUGCAACAGAAGCUUUUGUUGACGAUCAACCCUUGUAAGACACAUGAGAAGACACCCAGGAGAGAAAGUGUUGAGUUGCAGUGUGUGUGGUGAAAGAUUGUCUUCUAAGUACCAGUGUAAGAAACACAAGUGUGCUGGUGAGAACAGCAGCAGCAAAUGAAACUGCAGGAUUUGAAAUAAACUGUCCAGACUUUCAUUUUGACUUUCUAACAACAUCAGCACAUAUAACAUGUGUGACAUUGUUGUUUGUCUAACAAUCUGGUUAAUGUGCUUCUACAUUUAUAGAUUAAGAUAGUUUGAAAUAUGAAAGUAUUACAUAUUUGUAUUUGUAAUUGUUAAUAAUCCCAUAGAUUAUCACCUUUAUAUGAUAUACAUAUGUACUGGUUCACAUCUGAAACAUCUUCUGGACCACUUCAGGAAGCAUAUUAUUAUUUACUUUAUACAUCAUUUGAACAGUUGUCUUUUACACAAUUUUAAAAUGUGUGACUUUAUGAAUCAUUUGUUGGGUCUCUGUAAUCCAUUUUAUUAAUCAUCUUUACUACUCUCUUUUGUAAUAUGAUGAUUGUGUUGUGAUUGUUUUAUACUUUAACUUAAUAUGUAUGUACUUGUACGUUUAUGCAAUAAAAAGUGAGAGAAAA
Molecule: messenger RNA, 4045 nt
Organism: Nerophis ophidion (straightnose pipefish)
Lineage: Eukaryota; Metazoa; Chordata; Actinopteri; Syngnathiformes; Syngnathidae
Product: oocyte zinc finger protein XlCOF6-like
Exons: 6
Coding region: 433-3429 (998 amino acids)
Biological process (GO): regulation of transcription by RNA polymerase II
Cellular component (GO): PcG protein complex; transcription regulator complex
Molecular function (GO): RNA polymerase II cis-regulatory region sequence-specific DNA binding; DNA-binding transcription factor activity, RNA polymerase II-specific
Source: RefSeq, a predicted model, not a curated record